Messenger RNA from Menidia menidia (Atlantic silverside), 3530 nucleotides. NCBI's taxonomy places the organism in Eukaryota, Metazoa, Chordata, Actinopteri, Atheriniformes, Atherinopsidae. The record is from the annotation of a GenBank genome assembly.
UCGCAUCGAUUUCCUGUACGAGGACGCGCCGAUAGCUGGACAACAAUUGAGACCGCAGCAGCCCGCGCGACGUUAACGAGCGUUACUUUGCGGGCUCGCGGAGGGGCUCGCGAGGCACCGCCGUUAACAGUCGUGUAUUGGCUGGCGAGGAGAGGGUGCAGAGAGCGGCCGAGGCGGUGCUUCAGCUUGACAGGAGGAAUCCUCUCCUCCCUCCCUCACUCUCUGCCCCGCACUAGUUCGCGUCCUCCACUCCCAGCGACCUGCCGCCUUCAUUUGAAGUGAACGGCUGCUUUCCCUUUUCACCGCCUCGAAAACACGCACAAAAAAAAUAAAAGGAAUUUCACCGACCUGCAGUGCUGCGACGCGACGGUCUCAAAAAACAGCGAGGAGCCGAGCAAAAAAAGGCAGUUAGCGCAGAAGCAGGCACCAUGUCCACCCCCACAAACCCAGAGGUGAAGGAACUGAACCCUGUCGACUUUAUCCAGCUUCAGCAGUACAUUGAAUACUGCAGCUUGAAGGUGAAAGAUGUGUUAAAAGAAUUUGAUGCUGAAGGGAGACUGGCCCGGCAUCGACACGGAGAGUGCAUCAAUGAGGAGGGCUUUCGUUUGUUUCUGAAGACUUAUUUAGAAGUGGAGGACUUCCCUGUGGAUCUCUGCCAAAGACUCUUCCGCUCCUUCCAAAACUCUGAACCCUCCCAGGAAGACAGCACUAAGGAGGUCUUUCUCAAGGAUGUUUCAUGUUACUUUUCUCUGCUGGAGGAUGGCCAGCCCAGAGACAAACUAGAAUUUGCUUUCAGGCUUUAUGACAGAGAUGGGAAUGGAGUCCUUGACAGCUCUGAAGUUGAUCGGAUUAUCCUUCAGAUGAUGCACGCUGCAGAAUAUCUUGACUGGGAUGUGUCAGAGCUCAAGCCAGUUCUGAAGGACAUGAUGAAAGCAAUCGAUGCAGACAGCAGUGGCACAGUGUCUCUGGAGGAGUGGGUCGAGGGAGGCAUGAACAACGUUCCCUUGCUCGUCCUGCUGGGUUUGAAGAUGACUCAAAGGGACGGUCAGCACCUUUGGAGAAUGAAAAAUUUCAACAAGCCUGUGUACUGCAACGUGUGUCACAACAUGCUGCUGGGUUUGAGGAAGCAAGGCCUGUGUUGCACCUGCUGUAAAUACACAGUCCAUGGACGGUGUGCCAACAGGAACCCAGCGCCGUGCGCCAGGACUUAUGUGAAGUCAAAAAAGGAAACAGGGAUUGCAGCACAUGACUGGGUGAGUGGGAACUGUGAUUCCAGGAAGUGUGAUAGAUGCCAAAAGAAGAUCAAGAGUCUCCACGGCUUAACCGGCAAACACUGCGUGUGGUGCCACACGAUGCUUCAUGAUGAAUGUGCAGACAAGGAGCCAAAAGAGUGUACCUGUGGGCCUCUCAGGGACCAUAUCCUGCCUCCGUGGGCAAUAUAUCCUGUUAUAAAGGAGAGGCCAAACAAUGUGAAGAAUGGCUCUGUUGGCUCUACAGAUGAGAGUGACCUCAAUAUAACCCCCGAUGGACAAGUGCUUCAGAUCGUUCCUGUGCCAAAUACCCACCCUCUUCUAGUGUUUGUCAACCCUAAAAGUGGUGGCAAGCAAGGAGAAAGAAUCCUGCGUAAAUUCCAGUAUUUGCUUAAUCCACGGCAGGUUUACAACCUUUCAAAUGGUGGUCCUGGACCAGGACUGAGCUUCUUCAGAAAUCUGCAGGACUAUAGAAUAUUAGUUUGUGGUGGAGACGGCACAGUCGGCUGGAUUCUAGAUGCAAUAGAUAAAGCCAGUCUGCUGGUGCGGCCACCUGUCGGCGUGCUUCCUCUGGGCACAGGAAAUGACCUUGCUCGAUGUCUGCGUUGGGGAGGAGGCUAUGAUGGAGAAUGUUUGAUUCGCAUUCUAAAAGAUAUCGAAGUGAGCACGGAGGUGCUGAUGGACCGCUGGAGUGUGCAGGUCAUCACAGAUGAGAAUCAGGAGGAGGGUGACCCAGUGCCGUAUGAGAUCAUAAACAACUACUUCUCCAUUGGAGUUGAUGCCUCCAUUGCCCACCGAUUUCACACCAUGAGGGAAAAACAUCCUCAGAAAUUCAACAGCAGAAUGAAGAACAAGCUGUGGUAUUUUGAAUUUGCCACCUCAGAAACCAUCUCUGCUUCCUGCAAGAAGCUGAACGAGAGCCUGACAAUAGAGUGUUGUGGCACUCCUUUGGAUCUCAGUGGCCUGUCUAUGGAGGGGGUGGCUGUCCUUAACAUUCCAAGCAUGCAUGGUGGUUCCAACUUAUGGGGUGAGACCAAAAGAGUUGAUGCUAAGGGGCAGACAAGUCAGGAAGAGCCUGAGGUGAUCGUCAACCCUGAGACCUUGAAAGUGACUUCCCAAGAUCUCAGUGACCGUCGUUUAGAGGUGGUUGGUCUCGAAGGAGCAAUGGAGAUGGGUCAGAUAUACACUGGCCUCAAGAGUGCCGUGCGGCUUGCAAAGACUUCACAGAUCACCAUCAGGACAAAGAAAGCUUUACCAAUGCAGAUUGAUGGCGAGCCGUGGAUGCAGCCCCCCUGCACGAUUCACAUCACACACAAGAAUCAAGCCUCUAUGCUGAUGGCUCCUCAGGCCAAAACAGGUUUUUUCAACAAGUAAAACAACCUGACGUAACGCAUGACAUAAUGUCAAUUGUAUAUGACAAACUGACCAUUUUCUCUCUAAAAAAUGUUUUAAUGUAUAUGUUGUUUAUAAUUGACAUCAUAACAGAAAAAUUAACUAUUUCAAAGUCUUUACAACAUGUAAACGAAGCAUGGCAUUGUAUGAAAACAAACUUAAGUGUAAAACAUGUUUGCAUUGUGGCAAAAGGAUUUUACUAAAAUAUUCUCAUUGUUUUUAAUUGGUCCUCUUUCACAGUAAGCUCUGUAGAAACCUGAAGUAAGGUUAAAGUCAGUUAAAUGUCACGCUAAAAGAAUAUUAUCUGCCUUUUAUGACAUGUUGACUCUAGUUAUGGUGAUUUAGAAAAUAUUCAGACCGCUGUGCACUACACACUUUGAGCGUAAACCAUGUAGUAUUGUUUUGAUAUGCCUGUAAAUACGCUUUAAAAGCCAGAUGGAUAGAUAUUCAGGUUAUAUCAGAGCCAAGAGAAAAGUAAAGGCAAAGCUACAUUUUGAAUUCAGGCUAAUUUUCUUAGUUUUUUUCCACUUAUUUCAGAUGAUACUUGAAAGUGUUUUGGGGAACAGAAAAAUAACGUCAACUGUUCCUUGGUGUGAGUGUGUUUAUGAAAGUCUUUUGAGCUUUUUUGUGGACCAAUUUCGGUUUGUGCGUGUGCAUGUGUUUUAGGUGAGAGCUACACUCCCAAGAGCAGUAAAAUGAGUGUUCACCUCUUGUGUGAACUUUGAAUGAGUAGAAUUUAAAACUAUUAAUUCUUACUGCUUUAAUUGAAUGUAAUCUUUAUUUAAAUGCGUUAUCACUCAUAUCAUUUAGAAAUAUCUUGAGGAUGUAAAUGUAAAAUGCCUGAAGUAACUGGGUAUGUAAAGAUUUUAAUAAAUCUUCUGGAUUUCA